This is a messenger RNA of Telopea speciosissima, 2802 nucleotides long. RefSeq names its product synaptotagmin-5. Bases 188 to 2680 code for a protein of 830 amino acids. The record is from RefSeq and is a predicted model, not a curated record. Gene Ontology annotation, molecular function: lipid binding. NCBI's taxonomy places the organism in Eukaryota, Viridiplantae, Streptophyta, Magnoliopsida, Proteales, Proteaceae. The transcript is spliced from 14 exons.
CUUUUUACAAAUUUGGAUCGUUUCUUUAUUUUAUUUUCUGGGUUUUGUUUCUUAGCUCUGAAACUGUUGGUUUGUAGCUUGUAACUUUAAGAAUUUAUGGACAAGGAGACGGAGGAGUUGUUUUUGUUGUUGUUGUUGUUGCUGGGUAGGUGAAGAAAGAGCUGGAUUUUGAGGGUUGUCUUUUGAAAUGGCGAGAAAAAGAACGACGAGGGAUCAUAUUGUUAAUGAGUGUGUACAGUUUUUCAGCUAUUUAAUGGCAGAGAGGCCUAAGUUUCACUUUUUUGUUCCGUUGAUGCUGUUUGUCUGGGCCGUGGAGCGAUGGAUCCUGCCCUUCUCCAAUUGGGUUCCUCUUCUUGUCACUGUAUGGGCAACCAUUCAGUAUGGAAGUUAUCAACGCCUGGUUUUAGUAGAAGACCUUAAAAGGAAAUGGAAACAAGUCAUAUUGAACAAUUCGCCCAUAACACCAUUAGAGCACUGUGAGUGGCUGAACAAGCUUUUGAUGGAAGUUUGGUCUGAGUUCAUAAACCCAAAACUCUCAAAAAGGUUUUCAUCUAUUGUUGAGAAACGCUUAAAACACCGGAGACCAAGCCUUAUAGAAAAGAUUGAACUGCAGGAGUUCUCAUUUGGUUCAAGUCCACCUAUCUUGGGGCUGCAUGGGACACGUUGGGCAACUUCAGGUGACCAGCGAAUCAUGCACAUGGGUUUUGACUGGGACACAAGUGACAUGAGCAUUAUGUUGUUCACAAAGUUAGCCAAGCCGUUACGUGGAACUGCCAGAAUUGUCAUAAACAGCAUCCACAUCAAGGGAGAUCUUCUCUUGAUGCCAAUUCUGGAUGGAAAAGCAAUUUUGUACUCAUUUGAAUCAACUCCUGAGGUGAGAAUAGGCAUUGUCUUUGGAAGUGGUGGGAGCCAAACACUUCCUGCAACAGAACUUCCUGGUGUUUCAUCGUGGCUGGUUAAGCUUUUCAAUGAUACCUUGAUGAAGAAAAUGGUUGAGCCUCGACGGCGGUGUUACUCUUUGCCAUCAGUAGAUUUAAGGAAGAAAGCAGUUGGAGGGAUUCUUUCAGUAAAAGUUGUUUCCGCAAGUAAACUGGUGAGGAGUAGCAUGAAAAAGAGCUCUUCUGUGAGGCAACACAGCUCUAGAAGAAAUGGUUUGGUAGAAGAAGAGAACCUUGAUGAUAAUGAUAUGCAAACCUUCAUCGAAGUCGAACUUGAAGAGCUAACCAGGAGAACAAUUGCAAGUCCAGGUUCUAGUCCUAGAUGGGAUGCAAAUUUUAAUAUGGUUUUGCAUGAAGAUACAGGAAUUCUUAAAUUCCAUCUUUAUGAAUGCAUUCCAGGCAGUGUGAAGUAUGACUAUCUAGCCAGUUGUGAAAUUCAGAUGAAAUACGUCCUAGAUGACUCCACAAUAUUCUGGGGAAUAGGACCUGGAUCAAGUGUGCUAGCCAAGCAUGUGGAAUACUGCGGGAAAGAAGUUGAAAUGGUUAUUCCGUUUGAGGAAAUUAAUUCAGGGGAGUUGACGGUGAGGCUUGUGUUGAAGGAAUGGCAGUUUUCUGAUGGUUCAAAUAAUUCUUUGGAUAAUAACUCCCAUCUUUAUUCUCAACAAUCUCUAAAUGGUUCAUCUAACAUUCAAUCAAUGACUGGAAGGAAGCUCAUUGUAACUGUUGUGGAAGGAAAGGAUUUGAUUGCGAAAGACAGGUCUGGAAACUGUGACCCAUAUGUAAAACUACAGUAUGGGAAGGCCCUUCAUAAAACAAGGACAAUCCCUCAUGCUAUGAAUCCUGUGUGGAAUCAGAUGUUUGAAUUUGAUGAGGUAGGAGGUGGUGAAUAUCUGAAGAUAAAAUGCUACAGUGAAGACACCUUUGGAGAUGACAACAUUGGCAGCGCACGUGUAAAUUUGGAAGGACUAUUAGAAGGCUCAUCGAGGGAUGUCUGGGUCCCCCUUGAAAAGGUGAAUUCGGGAGAACUGAGACUUAAAAUCGAAGCAGUGAGAGAUGAUAACCAGGAAGGAUCAAGGGGUGCAAUGUCAGGAUCAACGAAUGGUUGGAUUGAACUGGUAGUUAUUGAAGCAAAAGACCUCAUUGCCGCUGAUUUGAGGGGAACAAGUGAUCCAUAUGUGAGGGUUCAAUAUGGAAACAUGAAGAAAAGAACAAAGGUUAUAUAUAAAACACUGAAUCCUCAAUGGAACCAGACCUUAGAGUUCACUGAGGAUGGUAGCCCAUUAAUGUUGCAUGUUAAAGAUCACAAUGCCUUACUACCAACAUCAAGUAUAGGUGAUUGUAUUGUAGAGUACAAGGGAUUGCUUCCAAAUGAGACAGCUGACAAGUGGAUACCUCUCCAAGGGGUGAAGAGGGGGGAGAUCCAUAUCCAAAUAACAAGAAAGGUUCCAGAACUACAGAAGAAAUCCAGUUUGGAUUCUAAUACUUCAGACUUAAGCAAAGCAAAUCAAAUUUCUGUUCAGAUGAGACAAAUAAUAACCAAGCUUCGAACCCAAAUAAAGGAUGGGGAUCUUGAAGCCUUAUCACUGAUUUUGAAUGACAUAGAAACUGUAGAAGAUGUCCAGGAGGAUUACAUGUUACAACUCGAGACUGAGAAGUUACUAAUGCUCGAAAAGAUAAACAUGCUAGGUGAGGAGAUCUACAAAUCUUCGCCUCCCCAGAGUAGGAAAAAUUAUGUUGUCUGAGUGUUUGCUUGGAAUGGAAUAUAUAAUAUCUAUUUGUUGUAUCCUAUGAUGUAAAUUUGAUAACAGAUAGCACGAUUUGACAUGAUAGCCAUUGGAAUAUAUGCUGUAAAUGUAUGUUGGAG